UUCCGCCCCGGCCUGGUGUCCGCAGAGGCUGAGUUGCCGUCAUGUCGGCUGCGAUUGCGGCUCUGGCCGCUUCCUACGGUUCGGGUUCGGGGUCCGAAUCCGACUCGGACAGUGAAGGCGGUCGAUGUCCGCUGCCAGCCGCCGACUCUCUCAUGCAUUUGACCAAAUCGCCGUCGGCCAAGCCGUCUCUGGCCGUGGCGGUGGACUCGGCUCCGGAGGUGGCAGUGAAGGAAGAUUUGGAGACUGGAGUUCACCUUGACCCUGCUGUGAAAGAAGUUCAGUAUAACCCCACGUAUGAGACCAUGUUUGCUCCUGAGUUUGGACCAGAAAAUCCCUUUAGAACACAGCAAAUGGCUGCCCCUAGAAAUAUGCUUUCUGGAUAUGCUGAACCAGCUCAUAUCAAUGACUUUAUGUUUGAACAGCAGAGAAGAACUUUUGCCACAUAUGGUUAUGCAUUGGACCCUUCAUUAGAUAAUCAUCAAGUGACUACCAAGUAUAUUGGUUCUGUAGAAGAAGCUGAAAAAAAUCAAGGUUUAACUGUGUUUGAAACUGGUCAGAAGAAAACAGAAAAAAGGAAAAAGUUCAAAGAAAACGAUGCAUCUAAUAUUGAUGGUUUCUUGGGACCAUGGGCAAAAUAUGUGGAUGAAAAAGAUGUUGCCAAACCCUCAGAGGAAGAGCAGAAGGAGUUGGAUGAAAUCACAGCAAAGAGGCAGAAAAAAGGCAAGCAGGAGGAUGAGAAACCCGGGGAGGAGAAGACAAUCUUGCACGUUAAGGAAAUGUACGACUAUCAAGGCAGAUCCUAUCUUCACAUACCUCAGGAUGUUGGUGUAAAUCUGCGGUCAAGUGUGCCACCCGAGAAGUGUUAUCUUCCAAAGAAGCAGAUUCAUGUAUGGUCUGGACACACAAAGGGCGUCAGUGCAGUCAGAUUGUUUCCUCUCUCGGGCCAUUUGUUGUUGUCUUGCUCCAUGGACUGUAAAAUUAAGCUGUGGGAGGUUUAUGGAGACCGCCGCUGUCUGCGAACAUUUAUUGGGCACAGUAAGGCUGUGAGGGACAUCUGCUUCAAUACUGCAGGGACACAGUUCCUCAGCGCAGCCUAUGACAGGUAUCUGAAGCUCUGGGACACGGAGACGGGACAGUGUAUAUCAAGAUUUACAAACCGAAAAGUACCCUAUUGUGUCAAAUUCAAUCCUGAUGAGGAUAAGCAAAAUCUCUUUGUGGCUGGGAUGUCUGAUAAAAAGAUUGUGCAAUGGGACAUCCGAAGUGGAGAAAUUGUGCAGGAGUAUGAUCGGCAUUUGGGGGCUGUCAACACCAUUGUUUUCGUUGAUGAAAAUAGGAGAUUUGUUAGUACCUCUGAUGAUAAGAGCCUCCGAGUUUGGGAAUGGGACAUUCCUGUGGAUUUCAAGUAUAUAGCAGAACCCAGUAUGCAUUCAAUGCCUGCAGUGACUUUGUCUCCAAACGGGAAGUGGCUAGCGUGCCAAUCAAUGGACAACCAAAUCUUAAUUUUUGGAGCACAGAACAGAUUUAGAUUAAAUAAGAAAAAAAUUUUUAAGGGCCACAUGGUAGCAGGCUAUGCUUGUCAGGUGGACUUUUCUCCAGAUAUGAGCUAUGUGAUUUCAGGAGAUGGAAAUGGAAAAUUAAACAUUUGGGAUUGGAAGACCACAAAGCUCUAUAGUCGGUUUAAAGCUCAUGAUAAAGUGUGUAUAGGUGCGGUGUGGCAUCCUCAUGAAACAUCUAAGGUCAUAACCUGCGGGUGGGAUGGUUUAAUAAAAUUGUGGGAUUAAGAAAAUCAGCCCUUCAAUUGUCUAGGAUCAUUUUUGAUCCAAUGUUAUAUUUAAAUCCGUUCAUAUUAUUAUAUAUGUUGGAUGACAACCUGAUUUGCAAAUGAUAUCUUUCUUACAUGCCUUAUGGAAUUGAACCAUUACUUGCAAAAACAAAAAAAGAAACUGUAAAUUUGCCUCUUAAAAUUCAUUAACGGCUUUGUUUUGUUUUGCAGUUUUUUUAUACA
This is a messenger RNA of Ochotona curzoniae (black-lipped pika), 2005 nucleotides long. Its product is annotated as pre-mRNA-processing factor 17. Gene Ontology annotation, molecular function: mRNA binding; protein binding. Bases 42 to 1781 code for a protein of 579 amino acids. Gene Ontology annotation, biological process: mRNA splicing, via spliceosome. The record is from RefSeq and is a predicted model, not a curated record. The transcript is spliced from 15 exons. NCBI's taxonomy places the organism in Eukaryota, Metazoa, Chordata, Mammalia, Lagomorpha, Ochotonidae. Gene Ontology annotation, cellular component: catalytic step 2 spliceosome.